AGAGGAGGGAGAGGGAGAGCAGGGAAGGGAACGGAGAGAUCGGACAGAGCGGUGCGGAGCGGAGCAGAGUGGAGUGGAGACUCGAUCAGACGGACGAGUCGAGUCAUGCACACCAUCCACGGGCUCUGCAGAUUCUGCAUCGGCUGCAGACUACCACAGGUGACCAUCCUUCGAGGUAAAGAUGGCUAUGGCUUUACCAUCUGCUCCGACUCCCCAGUGAGGGUGCAGGCUGUCGACCCAGGCGGUCCAGCUGACCAGGCGGGUCUUCAGCAGUUGGACACUCUGCUGCAGCUCAAUGGCCAGCCAGUGGAACAGUGGAAGUGUGUAGACCUCGCGCACGCCAUACGUAACAGUCAUAAUGAGAUCACGGUGGUGGUGUGGAGGACGGGUCCGUCGGUGAAGUCCGCGUACGAGGGCCUGAUCCACCGGCCCUCCCACAAGCCGCAGCAGUCACAGCACCCCCCCUCUGGCUACGAGCCCCCGCCGUCGCCGCCCAGCAAGAAACGGCAGGACAAGACCCCCCCCAUACCCCCCCUGCCCACUCAUCACAACCGCACCCGGCGCGUGCUGGUGAACGGCUCGGAGGGCAUGGUGGGGGGUGCGGGAGGGCUGUUGGUGGGCGCGGGAUGGGAGGAUUCGGCGCCCGCAGCAGCCACCGAUGGCAAGGGACCGGCGCCAGGUCACCGAGCGCACACGCAGACGCUGCGCGGGACCCGCGUCAAGGCCUCCAACGGGGACGACUACAUCAUCCUGUCCCCCAUCACCCCCGGCAGCCAGGUACUGCGUCCUGUCUAUGCUGACAGCCACAGUACAAUGGCUGGUAGAGUGUUUCCACCUCCGCGCCAGGCCAGCGUACCUCAGAUGCAACAGGGUGGCGACGGUGGGAGUGGCUUAGGCUGCAUGGCAGGUGUGGCCCCGCCCACGUCCGGCAGACCCAACUUCCUGCGCCGAUCGGCCAAUAGCAAGUCACCCAAGAACCCAUCGUCCAAUCAGAGCUCUCAGAACUUUGCCAACUACCAGAAUUGCACCAUUGUGCGUUCGCACGCGUCCCACGGCAACUAUGGCUAUGUCAAGGUGGCGCCAAAGAUCCUCAUUUUCCCCAUGUUUGUGCAGCCAAUUGACCUGUGUAGUCCCAAGAGGACGCUGGAGGUGUCAGAGGAGAUGAUCCUACACGAAAGCAAGCACCAGUCACAAAAGGUGACUGUGUUCAUAUACACAGACCUUAUGCUGGUGACCAGGGAGGAUGAGCCUGGCCGCUGUAAUGUCCUUCAGAACCCUCUAUACCUCAAGCAGCUCAGACUACAGGAAGAUCACACAGAGGAACUCAAGUUCUAUCUCAUCCACAUGACCGAGAAGUGUGACUGUCUGCUGAGCCUGGAGGCGUACUCUGUGGAGCAGAAGAGGCGUGUGUGCCAGUGUCUGAGGGACAACAUCCACAAGCAGCUUCAGCAGCAGCGCAGGGACAACUUCGCCUCCAUGGAGCAGAUGCUGGAGCCUAAGCUUGCGGAGUCGUGCUACGUGGACGUCCCUCCCAGGGGAGUAGGUGUCGGGGGCGUCGGGGUCGGCGUCGGCGUUGGCGGUGGGGGUGUCUGUAUCGGCGGCGCCAGCGACUCAGACCCGUCCCUCAGCAGUCCCUCGGAGGCUCCCGUCCCCACCAGCCCCCCCGGCAGUGACCUCACGUCCCUGGGGGGCUCCUCCUGCACCCCCCUGGACGAGAGCAUGAAGGUGCCCCCCACACCGCCCCCCUCCACCGAGGGAGAGGAGGAGGGCAAGAGCACGGAGUGGGAGGGGGAGGGGGACAGCUGGAGGGGGGGCCGGGGGGAGGAAGAGGAUCACCGGAGCUUCAGCGCGGCCGAGACGGAGCAGGCAGAGACGGGGGAUGAGGAGUCGCUCACAGGUGCCUGUGGAGGAGGAGGUGGAGGCGGAGGAGGAGGGGAUGGAGGUGGAGAGGAGGACAAGAACGGCUCCACCCUAAAUGUGGGCGUGGACGUGGAGGACACCUGCCUGUCAGAGCCCCCGGACACCAACGCGCCUCCAUCCUCCUCCUCCUCGUCCUUCGUCAUCCCCGAGCUCCGGCUGGACCGCUCCUUCAGCGCCGACGCCCUCUCCUCCCCGGCCACCGACGAGGAGUACGACGAGGAGGAGGAAGAGGAGGAUGACGAUGAUGAUGAGGAGGACGAUGACGAUGAGGAGGAGGACAGUGAUGAUGCGUACCUGGAGAGGAGCGACAGUAAGCGCCGCAGCAUGGUGGAGACCACGUCAUCGGGCACCUGCGAGAAGCACGGCCCUGGGGGAGGAGGAGGAGGAGGUGCCAUAGGAGGCGGCCUGAGCGUCCAGAACUCCCUGAGGAGGCGCACCCACAGCGAGGGGAGUCUCCUGCAGGACCCGCGCGCCCCCUGCUUCACCUCCGACAACGCCAUCAACUGCCUGGACACAGGGGGGGGAGGUGGGGGUGGCGACAAGGGCGGCUGGACGCUGCCCUCCCCCAAGACGCUCAAGAAGGAGCUGACCAAGAACGGCGGCUCCAUGCACCAGAUAGCCAUGCUCUUCUCCGGCAGGAAGCUGAGCGGCGGAUCACACUGUAGCUGCGACCACCUCGGACCCGACGGAGCCAAGAAGAAGCGCUCCAAGAAGAAUCUGGCCAAAGACAUGAAGAACCGCCUGGCGUUCCUGAGGAGGCGUAAUGAGUCUCCGGGCAGCACACCGGCAGGCAAGGGCGACAAGACCAUGAAGACAGGAGGAAACAAGCCCACGCCGGAGGAGGCCAUGAAGUGGGGGGAGUCGCUGGACAAACUGCUCGGUCACAAAUAUGGACUGGCGGCCUUUAGAGCGUUCCUACGCACGGAGUUCAGCGAGGAGAAUCUGGAAUUCUGGCUGGCGUGCGAGGAUUACAAGAAGAUUAAAUCGCAAUCAAAGAUGGCAUCCAAAGCCAAGAAGAUAUUCGCCGAAUACAUCGCCAUCCAGUCUUGUAAAGAGGUGAACUUGGACUCGUACACCAGGGAGCACACCAAGGAGAACCUGCAGAACAUCACGCGCUCCUGCUUCGACCUGGCGCAGCGGCGGAUAUACGGCCUGAUGGAGAAGGACUCGUACCCGCGCUUCCUGCGCUCCGAGCUCUACCUGGACAUGGUCAACCAGAAGAAGACCAGCACGGCGUCCACCACCUCCUCGUCCUCCUAGAGGCAGCACGCAGCGCGGGGCGAGAGACGUGCCCCAUGCCCUGUAGCUAUAGCCCCAACUCCUAGGGGCCUUGCCUGGCCUCAACGUAGCAACAGGAGAGAAGUGGGAACUUUUCUCCGAGUUAAGAGGAAGGACGGAAGGGAGAAAGGGAGGCGUGAAAGGAGAGAGAGAGAGAGAGAAAGUGAAGAGGAGAGGAGGUGGCUUUCUUCCUUCUGAUUCCUUCCGUUUUCUUCGUCCGACUUCUCAUCAUCUCCAUCGACCAUCAUCAUCGAUAUCAUCAUUGCCAUCUUUUUCUUUAAAAAAAAAAAAAAGACGUGCCGCCACACUGUCAUGAUUUUUUUUUGAUUGACAAUUGAGGGGCAUGAAGGAAAGACUGAUGGACUUGGACUUGGAUGAUGAGGAGGGAAAGUGGAGACGGGAUGAGAGACUGUGGUGAUGGUGAGAGGCGGUGUUGUUUACAAAGCACGGAACGCAGACAUGGAGAGUCGGAAUGAUGGGGGCGGAAAAAGAGAAAGAGAGAGAAGAGGAGGAGGAGGAGGAGGAGGAGGAGGAGAGAAAGGCUGGAGAGCACAUGUCCUUCAUUCCUCUAGAAGGGGAUUGUGGGUCAACAGACAUUGCCAUGGCGACUGACAUGAACAUUAGUGCUGGUAUUUUCCUUUUCUUUCCUAUUUAAGUUCUAUUUUUUCUUCUUUCCUUCUCUUUUUUUCUUCUCUUCUGCUAUGUAUUUUUGCCCGCCACGCUGGAGGGAGAGAGAGAGGAGAGUGGAGUAGAAAGGGUCGGAGGAAAACACACUCCUGGACAUGAGAGAGACAGUCCGGCACUGUUGCUUCUUCACAAUUGAAUGUCUGUGUGUUAAUGUCGGACUCGUUUCAUUUGUUUUUGUUUUGUUUAGUUUUUUUUUUUUGGUGUUGUUUCUCCAAGUUCCUUCACUCCCUUUCUCUGCUGUGGGAGGUGGAGGAGAUGGAUGAUGGCUUGCUGGUACGACGGGGAGACCACUCAGCUUGCUGCUCUGACACACACACGCACGCACACACGCACGCACACACACACGCACACAAGCACACACGCACUCUUUCAUUCACAACUGUGUAAAUCCCUGUGCUAACAGCUAGAAAACAGUUAAGACCAUAAUGCUCAGUGCUCAACUCCCAAUACAAAACCUUCAAACCAACAACGUGGACAUGAACCACAGUAUGCGCGGCUUGUUACUUCAUCUCUCCUCGUUACCCAUGAUGCACUUGUUUACUACAGCAUGCCCCUUUUUUUUGCAUUCUUGACUUGCACAUAUAGGCUAGCAUGUCCACAAAUCACCCCACCCGAUCCUUUCCCACCACGACUGACUGAUGUUGCAAGCUCAACCAGUAAACCUGUAGAUUAUUCAAACAAAACAAAAUGGACAUACACGACGAAUGGACAAUAAAACAAUAAACAAACUGACAGUUGGACCAAACUGUGUGAUGGAGAACAGCCACUCUCUCAAGCACCCUGACCCCCCAACUACUCUUACCUACAGCCCCCCCACCCUGGAUGUAUCCCGUUCAGCAAAGACGUGUGACUGCAAACACAGCUCCCCACCCCCUCCUCCCUCCCCAAAUCCCUGCUUGGCUUGGCUGUGGAGCGUAGAGCAGAGGCCAUCGGCAGGAGACACGACCCGACCCGAUCCAACCCGACCCAAACCCUCCUAUUAGCUCCCUGCACUCUCCGCUUCAUGUGGCAGCGUUCUCAGGAUUCUUAAAGCACUCGACUAUGAAGCUUCCCAGCUUUGAUUUAGUUCUCUUUUUUCUUUUGUCUGUUGUUCUCGUUGUUUGUUUGUUUCUUUCUUUCUUUUCUUUUUUUUCUCUUUUUACACAUAAGAGGUUUGUCCUGUAUUAUAUUAUUAUAUUAUAUUUUUUAUCGUUAAGGUUUCAGACCUGCACUCCGCGGACAACAAAAGGGCAAAAAAAAAAAAAUCUGCCCUUUUGACUGAGUAAGGAAAAAAAAGAAAACAGAGAGAGAGAAAGAGAAAGAAAAUGUUAAUGCUUUACCUGUACAGAAAGGUUUGCCUAUUUAUUUCGAACCCUGGCUGGCUGUGCUGUGCCACACUCCGAUGUGUUGCAACCAGCUCCAAGCUCAUCGUUCCUGAACCACACAAGGGCCGUUCACCAGUGGCAGCAGGUACUAGGCCGGAUGUGGCCCAGAUCUGAGCCGCAUCAGAGCCGGAUCUGAGCCAAACCCGCCCCAGUGUCCACUGCUCGGUGGACGGUUAUCCUGAUUUAAGUGCAAUAUAUGAUUUUCAUUUUUUAUUAUUUUCAUUUUUUAUCCUUUAUCCUGUUUUUAUUUGUUCCUUUGUUUUUGUUUCAAUUUUUUUGAGGAUAAGUGUUGAUUUUUAUGAGAAAGACAAUGGAUUGAACUCUGUUUUAACUUUAUUUGUAAGAGUUUAGUUGCAAAAACAAAAUUCAGCUUGAAGUUUGAUUUACACUUAUAAGGUAAAUAUAAACAGACAAGACUCCUGAUUUUAAAGUUUAAUUCUAACUGUGUUCACCUCGGCAGCUGGCAGCUGAGGAUAUAAAAAAAGGAUGUAAAUAAUAAUUCUUAAAUAAAUAAACAAAUGAAAAAAAAAACGAAUAAAAAAAAAUGACAAGCACACGAUGUCUCGCGGAUGUUCUGUGGGACGUGCCUGUAUCUAUGUAAAUAGGAGAGUCAGAGCUAUUAAAAAUGACAUGCAUUUGUGGGAAUACUGGGGAGUGAGGAGAUGGGCCAGACUGGCCCUGUCCUCUCUUUCUCCCUCCUGGUCAUACACUGCUUGUAAGGGGUUUUACAAAAUGUAUUUUAUCAUUUUCACUGUUUACAAGUCCAACGCAUCUCCUAAGAUAGCAAGCGGGAAAAAAAGAAAAAAAGAAAAAUGGAGUGAGUGAGAGGCGGAAAGAAGAUGAAACAUUUGGUGUCAUUUGCUGAAAUUCAAUAAAUCACUCGACUGGUUGAAAAAUA
This is a messenger RNA of Engraulis encrasicolus (European anchovy), 6147 nucleotides long. RefSeq names its product regulator of G protein signaling 3a (gene rgs3a). Lineage: Eukaryota; Metazoa; Chordata; Actinopteri; Clupeiformes; Engraulidae. The record is from RefSeq and is a predicted model, not a curated record. The coding region runs from base 106 to 3180 and encodes 1024 amino acids. Gene Ontology annotation, molecular function: protein binding. Gene Ontology annotation, cellular component: plasma membrane; nucleus. The transcript is spliced from 19 exons.